This is a messenger RNA of Microsporum canis CBS 113480, 360 nucleotides long. RefSeq lists its product as uncharacterized. Bases 1 to 360 code for a protein of 119 amino acids. The transcript has 2 exons. The record is from RefSeq and is a predicted model, not a curated record. Lineage: Eukaryota; Fungi; Ascomycota; Eurotiomycetes; Onygenales; Arthrodermataceae.
AUGCAACUCCAUUGGAUCGUUACUCUGCUUUUCGCCAGCUCUGCGAUUGCCGGUGUGGUAGACACCUUUGCUGCGCCUGGAAUGUCUGAAGCACUUGGAAUCAGAGACGUAAGCCUCGCCCUGUUUGUCUGCCAACCUACAGCAAGUUCGAAAGACUUGGACUUGACAAUCAAUAGCCUGGCAGAUGUCAUGCCGGCCGCCACUGUGAUGAUAAGAAAGUGUGUGGCACACGCCCUGGAUGUAUAUGCUACCGCCAUCGAUGCGGAUAGACCGGAUUAUACAUACCCUCGUAUGGGGAAUGGUACUUUCGGCAAUUGGAGCUACGCUUUGGAGAAACUAGAUCUCGGGAUUUGUUCAUAA